CUAACCUCCAACUGUCAGUUUGGUAGCUCAAGAGGUAGCUAGAGAAGUUAAUAAAAAUAUUCAGAUGCUAUCUUCUUGAUGUCUUUCAUUGUUCUUAUUACCCUUCAAAUACCGGUAAAAUAGCAUUACGAUUAACUUGAUCAGAUGAAAUAAAUUUUCACUGGACAAGAUAAGGAGAUAACCGCCUCCCUAUUACAAGGGUUUUUAUUCGGUGAACACAUAUCUUGCAACGAAAGUCCAGAAUGACUUCGAUAUUUGAUCAACAAGAACGAGCCUCCCAAAGAUCUAAGAGGCCCACCCCGCCAACUAUCAGGGCAGACAUUAGCACUACGGGGUUUAUACAUAUGAAGUUACAGGAUGAUGGACCAAUAUUUACAAAGCAGAAGGUGAAUUUUUCGCCUUCGGAUAAAAUCACGCAUCUGGUAGUCAGCAGCAAUCUUAUAGUAAUUGCAAUGGCAAACAAUAUCCUACUCCGUAUCGAUAUGAAGCAUCCCGACAAGCCUGAGGAUAUUGACCUUUCCAAAUAUGCAACCAACAUGAAAUUGUCUGGGCUGUUUCUGGACCCUUUAGGGCAUCAUUUACUAAUAGCUCUGGUAUCUCAAACUGGGGAAACACCAUUACCAGAGCUAUUUUAUCUGCACAGGAAAAGUACAAAACCCAAGCAGGCAGGAAAAUUCAGAGGCCAUGAGAUAACGGCAGUUGGAUGGAACUUUUUGAACUCAUCGGAAGCAACGUCGGGUCCUAUAUUACUUGGAACUUCUAAGGGUCUGAUAUUCGAGACAGAAAUUGCUCUGGAUGGGGACAAAAUAUUUAAUACCAGCCUUGAGCAGUACUGGAGACAGCUUCCAAAUUAUUUACCACUUUAUGGUACUAAAGAGGUGGAUGGACUGGUAUUUGAUAUAGGAAAGGACAGUCAUCCACCUAUCACAGGUCUCGAGUUUCACAGAAUACCGAACACCGAUAGAUGCAUUGUAAUAGUGACUACUCUGGUUAGGAUAUAUCAAUACAUUGGAUCUGUAAGUAGCUCUGAUGAGAAGCCACUGCUUCAACAGAUCUUCAGCAGAUAUUUGAAUGUCAAAGAGAGAUUCAACCAGGUGGAAAGUUCACUGCCUUAUUCAAAGUUGCAGUUCUAUUACCCAGGACCGAGACAAUUCCCAAAGCUGUUUGGAUGGCUUAGUGAAACUGGAAUAUUAUAUGCACAGGUUGACCCGAAUGUUGAUCCAGAUAAUGUACUUGUUAAUCAACAAAUGAUAUAUUGCCCUGAGACUAGUCUAAUAGGAGGGAGUGUUUCACAAACUAAUUCAGUAGCCACGCCUCCACCGACACCCUUGUCUUUUGUAUUAACAGAGUUUCAUGCAUUGCUUUUAUACAGCGAUCAUGUCAAGGGAUUGUGUCUGCUCAACAAAGAGCUCAUAUUUGAAGACAUUUAUAAUGAUGCAUUUGGCAAGCUAGUUAAUAUAAGCAAGGAUCCAGUGACAGGUUCGAUUUGGGCAUUCAGUGAGAGAGCAGUCUUUAAAUAUAAAGUAACCAAAGAGGACCGAAACGUUUGGCAGAUAUACGUCGACAAGGGAGAAUUUGUUCUGGCUAAAAAAUAUUGCAAGGAUAAUCUGGCUCACGUUGAUCAUGUGCUUGUGAAACAAGCGGAAAUGUUAUUCAAGAACAAGGAGUAUGAACAGAGUGCCAUAAUUUACGCAGAUACACACUCAUCUUUCGAAGAAAUAUCUUUGAAAUUUUUACAGGAGAAUCAGAUUGAGGCAUUGAAAACAUUUCUAAAAAGGAAACUGCAAGGUCUUAGGCCACAGGAUAAAACCCAGGAGACUAUGAUAGUUAUAUGGGUAGUUGAACUAUUUAUGAAUCAAAUGGGCAUACUUCGUAGUGACGGUACAUCGCAACUUCAUAAUCCUCGCUACCAAGAACUUCAAAAACAAUUUGAUAGUUUUCUAGCUAUACCCAAAGUUGAGGAAUGUAUUCGGGAGCAUAAGAGCUCGAUAUAUGACAUAAUGGCCAGCCAUGGGAACAAAGACAAUCUGAUUCGACUAACGAUAAUGCAUCACAAUUAUGAAGAAGUGAUCCGGCAACAUUUGUAUAAAAAUAAUUACCUCGAGGCUCUGGAGGUGCUAAAAAGUCAGGCGAAUAAAGAACUUUUUUAUCAAUUUGCUGGCGUGUUGUUACAAGAAUUGCCAAAGCCAACUGCUGCAGCUCUAAUAUCGCAAGGAUCUUUGCUGAAACCUUCUAGACUUCUGCCUGCAUUAGUCUCUUAUAGUAAUGAUGAGAAACAUGCUAAGGAAAUAAUUCGGUAUCUUGAGUUUUGCAUCUACAAACAAAACUGCCAGGAGCAAGCUAUACACAAUUUUCUUUUAUCUUUAUAUGUACGCAAUAAGCCGGACGAAGUUUUGCGAUAUAUUAGCUCUCAAGGUCAAGACAUAGCGAUGGUCCCAUAUGAUGUACAUUUUGCGCUUCGGCUUUGUCAAGAAGCAAAACUCACCAAAGCUUGCGUUCAGUUAUCUGCAUUGCUUGGGCUCUGGACAACUGCAGUUGACUUGGCACUAACUAUCAACGUAGAUUUAGCCAAACAAAUCGCCACAAUGCCAACUCAAAGCGACGAUGAACUUAGAAAAAAAUUAUGGCUCAAAAUAGCUGAGCAUGUAGUCAAAGAACGUGACGAUAUACAACAGGCGAUGGAAUUUUUACAACAGUGUAAUAUGAUCAGGAUUGAAGAUAUUCUUCCAUUUUUUUCUGACUUUGUCACUAUUGACCACUUCAAAGAUACCAUUUGUAACUCCUUGCAGGAAUAUAAUCAACAUAUCCAAGAUUUGAAGGAAGAAAUGGAAGAGGCAACAAAGUCGGCAGAGUUGAUCAGGAAAGAUAUACAAGCAUUUCGAAACAGGUGUACAUUCGUUCAUGCAAGGGACACAUGUAAUACUUGUGAUGUACAGCUUUUGCUUAGAUCGUUCUAUGUGUUUCCCUGUGGACAUAGAUUUCAUAGUGAUUGUUUGGUUGCUGCUUUAACACCUAUGCUGUCUAUGGAGCAGCGAACGAAACUGGCAGAUUUACAGCGCCAGUUGACUACAAUUUCUGCCAAACAAGACGAUACUACCUCUAUCGGAUUAGCGACACUCUCUACUAAAGAUCAGAUCAAAGCUGAUAUUGAUGACCUUAUUGCCUCUGAAUGCCUCUAUUGUGGAGAGCUAAUGAUUGAUUCGAUAGAUAAGCCAUUCAUUGAAGAAGAGGAUUACGAAAGGGUGAUGAAAGAAUGGGCUUGAGUGUAAUAAAAUAGAUCCUUGUUGAUUGUACGUGUUGUAUAUUAGAAUUGAAUAUAUGACUGAAAAUAGA
Messenger RNA from Athalia rosae (coleseed sawfly), 3333 nucleotides. It is a transcript of the gene dor, whose product is annotated as vacuolar protein sorting-associated protein 18 homolog. Gene Ontology annotation, cellular component: HOPS complex; endosome. NCBI's taxonomy places the organism in Eukaryota, Metazoa, Arthropoda, Insecta, Hymenoptera, Athaliidae. The record is from RefSeq and is a predicted model, not a curated record. The transcript is spliced from 16 exons. Gene Ontology annotation, biological process: endosome to lysosome transport; endosome organization; organelle fusion. Bases 243 to 3263 code for a protein of 1006 amino acids. Gene Ontology annotation, molecular function: protein binding; protein-macromolecule adaptor activity.